Nymphalis io (European peacock) is the source of this 1912-nucleotide messenger RNA. RefSeq names its product regulator of hypoxia-inducible factor 1-like. The transcript is spliced from 12 exons. The coding region runs from base 17 to 1861 and encodes 614 amino acids. Gene Ontology annotation, molecular function: acyltransferase activity, transferring groups other than amino-acyl groups. The record is from RefSeq and is a predicted model, not a curated record. Lineage: Eukaryota; Metazoa; Arthropoda; Insecta; Lepidoptera; Nymphalidae.
CUUCGACUACUACUCGAUGCCAGCUCUCUCUGAGCUGGAUGACUACGACCUGUGCCUUAGAAAACCAGACGCCGUCUACUGCAUUGUAGACUUUGAACUGCUGGAAGAUGAAACGCCUUUAUACCAGUAUAUUAAGAACUUCUCGUCCUUAUCCUAUAAGAACUAUAAGCACACGAAAUUGCAUAGAGGUGUAUGCGGCUCCCAAAAUUGUGGGCUAAAUCUCACACAUGCAAACGCGAGUGAAAUCACAGCGGUAUCUUUGAAACGAUGUUUCAAUACCACUAUUCAUCAAAGCUAUGGUUUACAGGUCGACUCCCUUUCCGUUAGAUAUUGCAAGACACAGAACGAUUAUACUCCACCGGAUUCUGUAGAUUAUAUAAUUGGAGCACUAUUGUUGCUUCUGUUUUUGGUGAAUAUCGGAUGCUCAGCGUAUUACUUCUUUUGGCAACCAGAUGAUGACGAAAGUAGUAGAUACAUGUUAGCGUUCUGCGUGCAAAAGAAUUGGAAGGCUUUGAAAUAUGGAGGAAGUGCUGAAGGUGGAAUCUUCAAGUGCUUCCAAGCUAUGAGAUUUUAUACAAUGGUUAUGAUACUUGGUCUACACUCCAUGAUAUUCAUAGGUUAUGGUUACACGGAGAACCCCGACUUCAUUGAAAAUUCUUACGAUGAUUUCUUCAAGUCUUUACUCUUCAAUGCACGAAUCAUCGUUCAAAUUUUCUUCGUUAUGGGGGGCUUCCUCAUGGCCUACAAGAUGCUGGUCUACGCAGAAACCCACCAGUUCACUUUAAAAACUGUACCUAUGGCUAUUGUUAAUCGUUGGUUCAGGUUAAUGCCAGCGGUUUUGGUAGUGAUGGGUCUAGCGAUGACCUGGGUACCUCAUUUAGGUUCUGGACCGAUGUGGGAUGCUGUGGUCGGACGUGAACGAGAGAUGUGUAGGAGCAACUGGUGGCAAUUAGUGAUAUUAAUGCCGAAUCUGUUCCCGUUUGAACACUUAUGUCUACCACAAGCUUGGUAUCUGGGAACGGAUACUCAGCUGUUCUUCGUGACCUUGAUAAUUCUGUUGAUCAUCUGGAGAUGGCCGAAGUCAGGAGUCCCUAUGCUGUUCAGUGUGAUGGUCAUCAGUCUAAUUAUUCCAUUUUUGCAAAGUUAUUUCAUGAAUCUACUACCAAUUAGAGUCAGCCUGUUUCCAGAGUCGAUAAGGGAUAUAUUCGGUUACAAUGAAACGUUUUACCAUGCCUACGUGUCGGCGCAAGGAAAUUGGGCCGGCUACCAUCUAGGCGUUCUCACCGCCUGGUUUUAUCAUAAAGCACAAACCAAGAAAUGGGAUUUAGGUGAAUCUUGGCUUUUGAAGAUUCUUUUCGUUAUCUCGAUACCUGUGGCUGCGGGGACAGUGCUCAUGGGCUGGGAUCUUCACCACCGAGAGGCUUCUGCUUUCGAAUCCGCAAUAUUCAACAGUUUGAACCAGAACUUCUUUGCUCUCGCUAUUUGCGUAUUCAUCAUUGGCUACUUCUAUAGAUGUAACAGAAUCUACGUUGGAGCAGUAGAAUGGGGCCCAUUGCAGCCGCUCGGUAGAAUGUCCUACUGCGCUAUGUUAUUACAUGCGACUGUGCUUAGGACCUAUGGUGGUCAGCUGAGGAGAUCCUUCUAUGCUACAGACUAUACCGCUAUUAUGCUUUUCGCUGGCAUCGUUUGUACAACGUAUCUCCUAUCAUUGCCUCUUCAUCUCUUCGUAGAAGCUCCGUCUUGUCAGCUCCAGAAAAUUCUGUUUGGGCCUAAACGACAGAAGAAGGAACGCGAAGUGAAUGAGACCGUAAAACCUGGAAUCUCUAGUGUGUCGGUUUCGACAGUAUCUACUCAUAUAUAAGACUUAGUAUUUUAUAAUUUGUAUAUUUUGUAAUAAAUAUUUUGUACCUGA